CAAAAAAGCCUGGACUGGAACUGUGACACCAAUCUUGUGCAAUUUCACUGAAUUUUCAGCCACUCAGCAAUGGAGGGCAAGGUGAAGAAGACCAGAAGACGUCGCAUUCAGAAAUCCCUGUCGAAUAUCGAUGAACUAGUCAGUACUCGGUAUCUUCGGAAUGAGAUUUACAAACGCUUGGAAGGUACAAAUUGCGACAAGGAGCUCACUAAGGAAUUCUCAAGGAAGAAGAUAACAGAUUUUGAGGGAGUAGUGACGCAACUGGCUAAGAAUGUCCAGAAAAGUGUCCCUAAGAUUCUCCAUGAUCCAGUUUUGGAUUCAAUGGAUGCUUUUGCGAAGUUAGCGAGUGAGAGAGAUGGAAAGAAAGUCAGUAACUUUGAGCUGGCGAUUGUUCUCAAGGGACUCCAUGAGAUCUAUCCGCUUCCGGAGAUGCAGGAUCAGACGCCAUUGGACGUUAGGGCUCUGUAUCAGUUCCUGCACCAUUUGACCAUGGGACAGCCACCUGUAGCGCUUGGGGAGAGUUCAAUUCUGGUCCUGAGGGAGGCUUACAAUGAAUUGAUGCAGGAAGUGAACUCUGCGGCUUCUACGGAGAGAGUUAAGCAAUUGGAGGAGGUUUUGAGGAAUUCUCAACACUUGAGAUUGGGAGAAAAUGAAGAUAUGCAGUUGCAGAGUGUUCUUCAAAGUGAACCAAAUUUGACAGAUCGCAGCAUCAAUCUCUUCCAAAUUCCUCCGGAAGUGCUUUAUGGAGUGAAAGAAAAGUGAAAGAUUUUUAGGAUUUUUUCAUUAUUCUUAUUUCACUAUUAUAUAUAUAGAGUUUUACAUGUUGAAUUUACAGUGAUUAAACCUUAAAAUCGAACAAUGGAGACCGAAUAAUAUUAUUUUUUUCUUUAAUUAUUUCAACACUUUAAAAUGAUUUUACACAAUGUUUCUUCAUGACAAAAAUAUUUUUUUUUCUUCACACAUUCCUCAAGUAUUCUCAAGUUUUUUUUCAUUAGUUAAUAAUUUUAAUAAGACGCGUAAGUUUCCCUUAUUGAGAGGAUUUCUUUUUGUUGGUAUUCUUUUUGUUUGAUUUCCUACAAAUCUAGAAUUUUAUUAUGUUCAAAAAAUGUACAGUGUAUAAGAUAUUAAACUAGCUUAAAUGUAUUAUAAGAAGAGUUAUUACAAGAAUUAUACAAAUACGUUUCUUCUGUUUGAAUAAAACAUUUGGAUUUUUA
Messenger RNA from Phlebotomus papatasi, 1214 nucleotides. RefSeq lists its product as uncharacterized. NCBI's taxonomy places the organism in Eukaryota, Metazoa, Arthropoda, Insecta, Diptera, Psychodidae. The record is from RefSeq and is a predicted model, not a curated record. The coding region runs from base 70 to 762 and encodes 230 amino acids. The transcript is spliced from 3 exons.